Molecule: messenger RNA, 5100 nt
Organism: Balaenoptera acutorostrata (minke whale)
Lineage: Eukaryota; Metazoa; Chordata; Mammalia; Artiodactyla; Balaenopteridae
Gene: LGR6
Product: leucine rich repeat containing G protein-coupled receptor 6
Exons: 18
Coding region: 22-2913 (963 amino acids)
Biological process (GO): G protein-coupled receptor signaling pathway
Cellular component (GO): membrane
Molecular function (GO): protein-hormone receptor activity; protein binding
Source: RefSeq, a predicted model, not a curated record
GCCGCCCUCCCGGCCGCCGCGAUGCCCAGCGCACCCGGCCUCCGCGCCCUCUGGCUCUGCGCCGCGCUCUGCGCCUCCCCGUGCGCCCCCCAGCCUGGCCCGCGGCCCGCCUGCCCGGCCCCCUGCCGCUGCCACGAGGACGGCAUCAUGCUGUCGGCCGACUGCUCUGAGCGCGGGCUCUCGGCGGUGCCGGGGGACCUGGACCCCCUGACGGCUUACCUAGACCUGAGCAUGAACAACCUCACGGAGCUCCGGCCUGGCCUCUUCCUCAACCUGCGCUUCCUGGAGGAGCUGCGUCUCUCUGGAAACCGCCUCUCGCACAUCCCGGGACAGGCGUUCUCUGGUCUCUACAGCCUGAAAAUCCUGAUGCUGCAGAACAACCUGCUGGGAGGGAUCCCCGCCGAGGCGCUGUGGGAACUGCGGAGCCUGCAGUCUCUGCGCCUCGAUGCCAACCUCAUCUCCCUGGUCCCGGACAGGAGCUUCGAGGGGCUGUCCUCCCUCCGCCACCUGUGGCUGGACGACAACGCGCUCUCCGAGAUCCCCGUCAGGGCCCUCGGCAACCUCCGCGCCCUGCAGGCCGUGACCCUGGCCCUGAACCGCAUAGGCCACAUUCCCGACCACGCCUUCCGGAACCUGUCCAGCCUCGUGGUGCUGCAUCUCCAUAACAACCACAUCCAGCACCUGGGGACCCACAGCUUCGAGGGGCUGCACAACCUGGAGACUCUAGACCUGAAUUACAACCAGCUGCACGAGUUCCCCGUGGCCAUCCGGACGCUGGGCCGCCUGCAGGAACUGGGUUUCCAUAACAACAACAUCAAGGCCAUCCCCGAGAAGGCCUUCCUGGGGAACCCUCUGCUGCAGACGAUACACUUCUAUGACAACCCGAUCCAGUUCGUGGGGAGGUCGGCGUUCCGGUACCUGCCCAGGCUGCACACCCUAUCUCUGGAUGGGGCCACGGACACCCAGGGGUUCCCAGAUCUCAAAGGCACCACCAGUCUGGAGAUCCUGACCCUGACCCGCGCGGGCCUCCGGCGGCUCCCCCCGGGGCUGUGCCAGCAGCUGCCCAGGCUCCGUGUCCUGGAGCUGUCUCACAACCAGAUCGAGGGGCUGCCCAGCCUGCACGGGUGUCAGAAGCUGGAGGAAAUUGGCCUCCAGCACAACCGCAUCUGGGAAAUCAGAGCUGACACCUUCCGCCAGCUGACCUCCCUGCAGGCCCUGGACCUGAGCUGGAACGCCAUCCGGUCCAUCCACCCCGAGGCCUUCGUGACCCUGCGCUCCCUGGUCAAGCUGGACCUGACGGACAACCAGCUGACCACACUGCCCCUGGCCGGGCUUGGGGGCCUGGUGCAUCUGAAGCUCAAAGGGAACUGGGCUCUGUCCCAGGCCUUCCCCAAGGACAGCUUCCCCAAACUGAGGACCCUGGAGGUGCCCUACGCCUAUCAGUGCUGCUCCUACGGCGUCUGCGCCCGCUUCUUCCAGGCCUUGGGCCGACGCGCGCCCCACGGCCCUCACCCUGACGACCGGGACGCUCCCAAAACGCCCCUGGGCCUCCUUGCCAGCCCAGCCGAGAGCCGCUAUGAUGUGGACCCGGACGAGCUCCAGCUGGAGAUGGAGGACCCCAGGCCACACCCCACUGUCCAGUGCAGCCCUGUUCCAGGCCCCUUCAAGCCCUGCGAGCACCUCUUCGAGAGCUGGGGCGUCCGCCUGGCCGUGUGGGCCGUUGUGCUGCUCUCCGUGCUCUGCAACGGGCUAGUGCUGCUGAGCCUGUCCGCAGCCGGGCCCGGCCCCCUGCCCCCGGUCAAGUUCGUGGUGGGGGCCAUCGCAGGGGCCAACACCCUGACCGGCCUCUCCUGUGGCCUCCUCGCCUCGGUGGACGCGCUGACCUUCGGCCAGUUCGCGGAGUACGGCGCCCGCUGGGAGUCGGGCCCGGGCUGCCGGGCCACGGGCUUCCUGGCCGUGCUGGGCUCCGAGGCCUCGGUGCUGCUGCUGACCUUGGCCGCCGUGCACUGCAGCGUGGCUGUGGCCUGCGUGCGGGCCCGAGGGAAGGCGCCGGCCCCGGGCAGCUUGCGCGCGGGGGCCCUGGGCUGCCUGGUGCUGGCGGGGCUGGCGGCCGCCCUGCCACUGGCCUCCGUGGGUGAGUACGGGGCCUCCCCGCUCUGCCUGCCGUACGCCCCUCCCGACAGCCGGCCGGCCGCCCUGGGCUUCGCCGCGGCGCUGGUGAUGCUGAACGCCAUCUGCUUCCUGGCGGUGGCCGCAGCCUACGUCAGGCUCUCCUGCGACCUGCCCAGGGCCGAGCUGGAGGCCGUGUGGGAUUGCGCUGCCGUGCGCCACGUGGCCUGUCUCACCUUCGCCGACGGGCUCCUCUACUGCCCCGUGGCCUUCCUGAGCCUGGCGUCCGCGCUGGGCCUCUUCCCCGUCACUCCCGAGGCCGUCGAGUCCGUGCUGCUCCUGGUGCUGCCCCUGCCCGCCUGCCUCAACCCCCUGCUCUACCUGCUCUUCAGCCCCCACUUCCGGGAGGACCUGCGGCGGCUCCGGCCCUGCCCGGGGGUCCCGGGGCCCCUCGCCCUGGCGGCCGCCGGCCAGCUGGAGCCGAGCUCCUGCGACUCCACCCAGGCCCUGGUGGCCUUCUCGGACGUGGAGCUCAUCCUGGAGGCCUCCGAGGCGGGCGGGCCCCCCGGGCCGGAGACCUACGGCUUCACCUCCGUGACCCUCGCCCCCUGCCAGCAGCCCGGGGACUCCCGGCCGGAGGGCAGCCACUUUGCGGAGCCAGAGGGAACCCGCUUUGGGAACCGGCCACCCGCCGUGGACGGCGGACAGCCGCGGGGGGCUGAGGGGGCCGUGCCAGUGGGGGGAGUCCGGGCGGGGGCCGGGGGCUUCCAGGCGUCUGGCUCUGCCUCGGCCUCACACCUGUAAAUGUCCUCUUCAUUCCCCUACGCCCCUCUCCUCCCGCCUCCUCCGUGAAGGACGCUGCUUGUAAAAUAAACCCCGGCAGAUGUCCCUGCUCUCCCAGGCCACUGCUGUGUGUCCUUGGCCUGGUUUCCCCUCGGCCCUGCUCUGGCCUCUUCCCUGUCGCGUCUGAGGCUGAGGACCAGAGGUCUGGACGUUUGUCCGCUUAAGGGAAAUGAGGGGAGCAGAGGACAGUGACGGGGGUGGGGGCCCGAGAGGCCCAGGAUCAGGUGCGAUGGGCAGGGGACCUCACAGAGGCCAAGAAGGGGCCGCCAGGGCAUCUCCCCUUGCUCCGGGACUGGAUGCACACGUGCUCUGUGCCCCACUGGUCCUGAACAUGCCGCUCAAAAGAGUCCUGUGAAAAUAAGUUCCUGAAAAUAGGACAUUGUGCCCCUUUCUUAGAGAUUCAGGGUGCACGUCAGUGUGGUAAAGAGGCAGGAGAAUCCCACAGCAGUGAGAUCUGUUGAACUUGCUUUAAGCCAGUUCCCCAAACUAUUGAACAGUGGGGUUUGGUUUGCCGGUUGGGUUUUCGUGGAAUAUCUACUAGCGUCUCACAGACCAGCCCUCGUCUCUCCCAGGGGCCCCUUCUGCACCACCUGGUGACAUCACAAGAGGCCACCAGUCCUGAAAGCCCGGUCCUGGGAGCUGGACCCUGUCAACCAGAUGUGACCUUCUUGUCCCUCUUGUCCUGCCCUGAAAAGAGUGGGGAGUGGGCUGCUUCCCUGUGUUCCAGCCUCAGACCCCGGCACGGGGCAGGUGGAAGGGCUCCCAGCCUCCAGAGAAGCUUCCGCCCUCAUGCGACGGAGGGUUCCUGGCUCCCGGCUGCCUUCCUGUGGUUCCUGUGGUUCUCCGUCUGCCACCUUCUGCCCCAAGCCUGGCCCUUCCUCUGUGCCCCAGGCCCUGCCCUCUAGGGGGCACAGGGAGCCCCUGACCAGUGGCUGGGGGGAUAUUUGUGUUGCGUGUUGGGUUGCAGGAAGCGUCACCCAGGCCUGGGACUCCUGGGCACCCCAGAUUGGCUGGGACCUUCUGCCUUUCCCGUCGUGGUCUCCCUCCCUUACUUUUUACCAGGGCACACCCUCCCUGCCCCCAAAUACAGGAUGAGGCGUGAGAGCCGGGGCUCGGAAGAGGGUGAGACCUGUCCAGGGCACCCCGACAUCUGCCACGUCGGGAUGGGAGUCGGAAUCCGGGACCCAGCAGGACCCAGCGCUCCCCGAGUGCUGUCGUGGUCCUGAGCCAGCCCCCUAGGGCCUCGCUCCUAGGAUGGCCUGGGUAGGUCCUUCUAUUGAUAGUUUCAUGGCCGGCGGCCCAGUGUCUCUUUGUCUCCCUGCCCUCCCCCCGAAGUGGAAAUUCUCACAGGAGUCGCCAAAGCCACCAGGUGGGGUGGAGGGAUGAGGUGGGGACCACGGGGGAACCGGCACAUUUUCAGUCUCAUUCUAAGUCGAGCUGAGUCGCCUGGCCUCUCCCAGGCUCUGAAGCCAGACGUGCUGCCCUGGUACCACAGAAGAGCCCCAGGGCCCAGGCGCGGGGCCAGCCCCGGCAGGCGCUCGCCAGUGGUGGUGGAUUCAUUUGUCAGCCGGUGAUGUGAGAACCCCGGUCUCUCCACCUCCCGGGGUUGAUCAGGAGCCUCUCGUGGAAGCAGGUCGCUCUACUUCGGUGCUGAGAAGCAGUGACUCUUAUGUGAGAAAGGAGUUCUCUGAGACGCCCCAGGGACGGACAGCAAAGGGGGUGUGGUUUUGGGAGCCUCGACUUCUGGGAGGUCGCCCAGGCCCCCUCCCUGUGUGACCACUGUCCCCCCAGAGUCGGAGCUGUUGCUGGGUGGGCCGGGGGGAGGACGGCCCUGCGUUGGAGCCCAGGAGUCGUGGGACCCGUACCUGCAUUGGCCUCUCCCACGAGGAGGGGCUGGGGCUUCAGGGCUGCAAACUCGAGGGCAGCCCCACCGCUGUCUGUGUUCUAUUCCCAACCAGCUGGGCAUUGGCCAGGGCUCCACCUUUUGGUUGCAGGAGAGGUGUUUGCCAGGAACUGUUCUUAUUAUUCAAAAGCCUCGUAGAUGUUGUACAUUCACCCAACACGAGAGGUGAAGUAAAGUUUCUUCGUGUUCGCCUGGCUUUCCUGCAAGUCGGUGUGUCAAUCCUUGGUUCUGUCCGUUGUGAUCAG